GCGGAUACACCUCUCUCUCUCUACGCUCUCUCUCUACACAUUCAGACCCACCUAAGUCACCCACCGUCAAAUUCUUUGAUAGCCUCUCUUCCAUGAAACAAACCCCAUUUUGUUAAAUCCUCCAUUUUUUUCUUCAUUUUUCAUCGGAAGAAUCCUAUUGGGUUCUCGAAUUCAUGAGCUUUUUAUCAAAAGGUUGAAUCUAAGGCUUUAAUUUUUCAACAUUCUUUUGGGGCUGGAGAAGGAAAGUAGAGAUUAUUUGCAUGAAUAUAGAAUGCCAGAUUUAAGAAGUGGAGUUCGACGUUCAAAGAGGAUCAAUUAUGUCCAGGAAGAUCCUGCUGUUCUAGUUCCAGCUGUGCGGCCUGGUGCUGGAAAAGUUCUGACUGGUAAAGGUAGGGGUAGAGGGUCUAGAGCCCUGAAUCAAGGUAAGAAUUCCAAGCUUUUUGGUGCUGGAGUUGGUGGCCAAGGGCAUACAGGUUUGGGUUUUCCAGAAAGAGAAUUAGCGCCGGUUCACGACGAGUUGGUAGAUCAGAAAGGUGCACAGAAAUUGGUUGCUAUGGAGGAUGAAGGAAGCACUAGUCCACUUCCGGACAGAGUACAGGUUGGCAAAUCUCCCAUGUACAAGCUAGACAGAAAGUUGGGGAAGGGGGGUUUUGGACAAGUUUAUGUGGGAAGAAGGAUGACUGGCGGCUUAGGGUGCUCUGGGGCUGAUGCCUAUGAGGUUGCUCUGAAGCUUGAAAGUAAAAAUGGUAAAGGUUGCAGCCACGGCCCUCCUUAUGAGUGGCAAGUAUACAGUACUCUUAAUGGAUGCUAUGGGCUUCCCCUCGUCCAUUACAAAGGUCAACAGGGAGAGUACUAUAUCCUAGUCAUGGAUAUGCUAGGGCCAAGUUUAUGGGAUGUUUGGAAUUCUCGCAAUCAGUUGCUGCCUGAAGAGAUGGUUGCUUGUAUAGCGGUGGAGGCAAUCUCUAUUCUGCAGCAGCUUCACACUAGAGGUUUUGUGCAUGGAGAUGUUAAGCCCGAAAACUUUUUACUUGGUCUACCUGGAACACCUAAUGAGAAGAAGUUAUAUCUUGUUGAUCUUGGUUUGGCUUCCAGAUGGAGAGAUGGGUCUUCUGGACGUCAUGUUGAUUAUGACCAAAAACCUGAUGUUUUCAGGGGAACUGUACGUUAUGCAAGUGUACACGCUCAUUUAGGAAGGACAGGGAGCCGAAGGGAUGACCUUGAAUCGUUAGCUUAUACCCUAAUAUUUCUCCUUAGAGGAAAGCUUCCCUGGCAAGGCUACAAUGGAGAGAACAAAGGUUUUCUUGUUUGCAAGAAGAAGAUGGCAACUUCUGCUGAGACGCUAUGCAGCUUAUGCCCUCCCCCUUUUCAACAGUUUCUUGAGAUGGUUACCAAUAUGAAAUUCGAUGAAGAACCAAAUUACUUAAAGCUGAUUUCCCUUUUUGAUAACAGCAUUGGCACAAUUGCCUCUCUGCGACCUAUCAGAACUGAUGGAGCUGCAAAGGCGGGUCAAAAAAGAGGAAGAUUGCCUGUUGACUCGGUAGAUGAUGAGCAACCUAAGAAAAAAGUUCGCCAAGGUAGUCCAGCUACUCAGUGGAUCUCGGUCUAUAAUACCAGAUCAUCAAUGAAACAAAGGUAUCACUACAAUGUUUUGGAUCAAAGACUGGACCAGCACAUUGAUAAAGGAAAGGAAGAUGGUUUGUAUAUUAGUUGUGUCGCUUCAUCUACAAAUAUGUGGGCUGUCGUCAUGGAUGCUGGGACUGGCUUCACAUCCCAAGUUUAUGAACGAUCAUCUAUUUUCUUGCACAAGGAAUGGAUAAUGGAACAAUGGGACAAGAACUACUAUAUUACUUCACUUGCUGGCGCAUUAAAUGGCAGUGCUCUGGUGGUAAUGUCCCAAGGUGUGCCUUAUACUCAACAAUCCUACAAAGUCAGUGAUGUGUUCCCUUUCAAAUGGAUUAAUAAGAAGUGGAAAGAAGGUUUCUCUGUUACCUCCAUGACUACUGCAGGUAGCAGAUGGGGUAUAGUCAUGUCCCGAAAUGCAGGUUAUUCUAGUCAGGUUGUCGAACUUGAUUUCCUGUAUCCCAGUGAAGGAAUCCAUAGAAGAUGGGAGAACGGAUAUCGGAUUACCUCCACUGCGGCUACGGAGGAUCAAGCUGCAUUCAUACUUAGUUUACCCAAGAAGAAAUCACCAGAUGUGGCUCAAGAAACUCUACGGACAUCGAUUUUUCCAACUUACCAAGUGAAGGAAAAAUGGUUAAAGAAUCUCUACAUUGCAUCUAUCUGCUACGGGAGAACGGUGUCUUGAGGAUCAGGUUCGGUGAAAAGCUGCAUGAUGAUGUUAAAUGCAGCGACACCAAGGCGGCAUUAUGUACUUCUCGGCGGAUGGCUGAUUGCACCUUUUGUCUAGCCUUCCUGACGAUACAGAAAGUUCUGUACCAUGUGGAGGAGGCAAAAAUGCUUUCAUGGAGAACGUAUGAGUAGAGGCACUAAAAUGUACCGGCAUUCGUGCUUAUCGGAGGUAGUUCAAAGACGUAGAAGUUUGUACUCUUGGUAUGUUGUAUUUUGGUUGUAGAAGGGAUGCAAUUCUCCAAGUUGAAGGGAAAAAAACAUAACCUCUUGGGGGAGAGUUCAAGUUUAAGAAAAAAAGAAACUCUUGGAAGGCAUUUGGGACACAAGUGUGUCACCCUCCCAAAAGUAUGUGUGUAAAGGAAUUGUAAUAUUUAUUAUAAAACAAAAGUAAUGAAAAUUGAAAAAUUGACUCA
Pyrus x bretschneideri (Chinese white pear) is the source of this 2762-nucleotide messenger RNA. Its product is annotated as casein kinase 1-like protein HD16. The coding region runs from base 272 to 2305 and encodes 677 amino acids. NCBI's taxonomy places the organism in Eukaryota, Viridiplantae, Streptophyta, Magnoliopsida, Rosales, Rosaceae. Gene Ontology annotation, molecular function: ATP binding; protein serine/threonine kinase activity. The record is from RefSeq and is a predicted model, not a curated record. Gene Ontology annotation, cellular component: cytoplasm; nucleus. The transcript is spliced from 19 exons. Gene Ontology annotation, biological process: signal transduction; peptidyl-serine phosphorylation; endocytosis.